Messenger RNA from Aspergillus sclerotioniger CBS 115572, 1416 nucleotides. RefSeq lists its product as uncharacterized. Bases 1 to 1416 code for a protein of 471 amino acids. NCBI's taxonomy places the organism in Eukaryota, Fungi, Ascomycota, Eurotiomycetes, Eurotiales, Aspergillaceae. The record is from RefSeq and is a predicted model, not a curated record. The transcript has a single exon.
AUGAGUGAUCCUACAGCCCAACCCAGAUGCCGCUACUGCAGAAAGUCUCACGUCGAACUGGAAGGGAUUAAUCUCGCUUGGCAUAUAGAUCAGUACGCCUUCCCGCACGGCGUGCAGAGUUGGAACAAUGAAGUCUUUGAGAUUAAACGGGUCGACAUAGGCUUAGGAGACACGGAGAUCGGGCAAGCUAUCCUCGGCAAUGACGCCGAUGCACUCUUUGGCAAGCUGACUCGUGGUGGCGACAAUGAUGGCAGAUUGCCGGACUCCUGGACCAUUCUGGGCGCCGUGGUUUAUGCCUGCAACUGGAACAUCCUGCAAAAGGUUCUCGGGAAGAAGGGAACUGCCCGGGCUUACAACCUCCAUGUCUCCAUGUUGAAUUUCACUGAGUUGGAAGUCCAUCCCAUGUUCCAGGCCCUUCAAAUGAACAAGAUGAAUAUAUUUAAGAAAUUCAUCCAAUUCAACGACGGGACGAUUCCGACCGCGAUUUUAAACUACCUCAUCGCCACACAGAGUGUCGAGCUUAUACAGUCAAUAAUUACAGAUGACGGAAAACUCCCGGGUCGUCACUCACUUCUCGUCAAGGAUCAAUAUGGCCAGACGCCUCUACACAGCAGUAUGAUCAACACUCACAAAUCGAACAAAGACCACGAGGUCUUCCAAACCGUCUUUCAGGUUUUUCUGAACGAGGUUGAACGAACUGCAGCUAACGGACAAGAAGUCCCGGACAAGGAAGCCCUCUUCCAGGAGUGGCUCAGUGUGGAAGCUUCCUUCCCCAACCGACCCCCAUAUCUCACACCCUUUACCUGCGCAAUCGUUCACAAGGUUUCCCCAGCAGUAGAGCAAUUGCCCGACUGCCAGGACCGUCAACUCCACGCCCCGAACUGGUGGGGCUUCACCCCCCUCUACUUCGCCGCCCGCUAUGUCAACCAUGACGCCUUCGAGCGAAUCAUCAAGAAAGUCGGCAAGCUUUCCGCCGAAACCUCCUGCCAAUUAGGCGGCACGCCAAAGUUUGCCGUCGUCCGGGCGUUUCGAGAAAUGGACGUCGUAGUCAAAUCGAACGCGGCUGAGUAUGAACGGAAGAUAGAAACUGGAGAGAUUCCGAGCGGAAAGGUCGAAUACUCGCCUCUCAAUGAACAAGUGCAAGAGAUCUACAGGGAUAUGUUGAGAAUGGCGUUCCAGCUGGCCGAGUCGAACAAUAUGUUGCAGCACGUUCCUCAUAAACAUCCCAUCACGGGACAGACGGCAGAGGAGGAGGCUGACGCUCUUCAAUAUGAUGAUCUUGUGGAGGCUUUUCAGAGAGGGUGGCAGGAGUUCUAUUGGCGUGAUGCUACGUUUCAUGUUGCAAAGUUUCAGGAUGUACAAUUGCUCUAUAGUAGAAAAGCCAGGGCGGAUAUGGAAAAGGAACUGGCGAAGUGA